Messenger RNA from Metopolophium dirhodum (rose-grain aphid), 763 nucleotides. RefSeq lists its product as uncharacterized. The transcript has 5 exons. The coding region runs from base 29 to 763 and encodes 244 amino acids. The record is from RefSeq and is a predicted model, not a curated record. Lineage: Eukaryota; Metazoa; Arthropoda; Insecta; Hemiptera; Aphididae.
GCCAAAUACGUCAUUUGAUGAUGAAUGGAUGAGGGAAAAAAAUUGCCGAAUAAAUGACAAACCAAAUUUGUUAUGUGAAGCAAUUCAAAAAUCAUCUCAAAAACAAACUUUUAGUGAUUCAAUUAACGAAAUUAGUAUUGUUUCACCAUCAAAAUCAAAAGGUAAAAAACGAUUACAUUUUGAUCAUACACCAACUCAACCAACGCCUCAUAAUUUGAAAGAUCGAGAAAUUGUCAUCAAUAUUCUUCGAGGAAUGACAAAUAUGAAGUAUGAAAUUAGGGAAAACACAAAAAAACUCGACAGGAUUGAAAAUAUGUUAAAUGAUAUUAUGAAAAAAUCAAAUAAUCUUUUAUCUUCAUCAUUACUACAGACCAACAAUGACUAUUUAAUCGAUGAAGAUUUUAAUCAAUUUCCAUUAACCAAUAUUGACGAGUUAACUGUACUUGAAGAGAAGUUGAAGGAUAAUGACUUCCGACUAAAAUUGCAAACAUAUUUAGCAAGACUGGAACGGCCAUCGGUGUCUGAUAUGACUCGUCAGAUAAUGGCGAAAAUGUUCCACAACAACCUUUUAGCACAGUUUUCAUACGCUGGCCAAAAAAAGAAAAAUGUAUUUUCUAUACUUAAUUCUUGUUCCAUUAUUUUUGCUACUGUACGAAGUAUACAAGCACACAGAAAUUGUACGGAUAUGGAAAUUUUGAAGCCGAUGAAAUUUUUUAUGGCAAACGCGAAAUUUAGAGAAGAAAAAAAAAAAUCUAAACAAUAG